Molecule: messenger RNA, 4363 nt
Organism: Cheilinus undulatus (humphead wrasse)
Lineage: Eukaryota; Metazoa; Chordata; Actinopteri; Labriformes; Labridae
Gene: dennd2c
Product: DENN/MADD domain containing 2C
Exons: 19
Coding region: 520-3339 (939 amino acids)
Source: RefSeq, a predicted model, not a curated record
AGGAGGGCGAGGAGUGCUUUAGUUUUCUUGGUCAUACUCUCUUUCUUUGUUGUUGUGUAUUUUGUAAGAAAAAGAGACACGUUUCUAAGCCUGAGAAAAGUUUAUUUUAUUCAAAGUUAACGGUGACGGCCCGAGGUUUAAACGCACGCGGGAGCUGUUUCAGGGUGCUAACAUUAACGUCUCCAGGUUUUAAACGAAGCAGUAAGACUGUGAUGUUACGUGUUCUUAGUUUUUUAUGAGUGAAAUGAGGAAGGAGCAUGUACUUUUUUCAUCAAACAGCAAGAGGUUGUUUACAAAAGGAGACAAGAGGGUAAUGACACACUGCUAGCACAAGGAAUUGGAUUAAGAUAUAAAGGAAAAGUUUCAGCCAUAAACCUCGUGGCUGUCCUGUUUUUACUCAUCAUUUCUGGAUUAAUUGGGAACAGAUUCCUGGGUUUUCCUGUCCUUUUUGUGAGGAAAUUCCUGAUGCAUUAAUCAAUGGAGAACUGAGGGUGAGCUGACACUUGCUCCCCUCUCAGCAUGCUGGCUCUGAGGCUGGAGCAGGACAGGCGAGGGGGUGGUGAGGUGGAUCGCCUGCAGAAAGGGGCCACCGUGGCUUGGCAGGGUCGCCAGUCAGGGAGGCCCCGUUCGCAAGAGCGCCGCCUCAACAUCAGGGAGAAGAUUUCCCAGUGGGAAGGUCGCAGUCAGCAGAGCAGCCAGGAUGCCGGGGUCAAAGUACACCCACCGACUGUAUCCCGGAGUCUGUCUGGGGAUGUUCUAGGCAACGGGUGCUCUGAUGAGGGGUCAAGAGGGGGGCCUCACGCUAAAGCAAGCCUCUCAAAAGCUAAGAGCUUGGAUUUUCGGGAAUCCCCACCACCAGCGGGACAGACUGCUGUUGGUAGGAAGUCUGAGCCUUUGCAGAAAUGCUCAGCAGAACUUUCAACCCCAGGAAAUAAACCUUCAGUUCCACAAAAAAAGUUUGAGUCUCCCAAAGUAGAGGCUAACACAGCUAACUCUACAGUGAAACAAAUCUAUACAGCUAAUGGUAACCACAAAACACAGCGGAUCUUGGACAUUGAAGUAGUUCCUAAACCUCUACCUCCAUCAACUGAUGACCAAGACGACAACAUGCCUGCUGGAAACUUCUACACAUCACGGGGUUUCUGGCGUAAGCUGGAGGGGGACAGACUGCUCUGGGAGAAAGGCAGGGAGUCAUCAGGUGAACCACAGCCUCCUCCCAAACCUCAGCGGACAUUCCAGUAUCAGGGAUCCAAAAACAACAACAACACGAGGCACACAAUACGCUGGGACAACAGAUCCGCCCAAAACGACAUCUCGAAUGUGAGAAAAAGGAGCAGGAGGGUCGCUCAACCACCCAACUUUCCACCUCCUCCAUGUCCAGGAGCAACAACCAAUGGGCUAUCAAGACAUAAAAAGAACAGGAAGUCUUUUGAGUACGAGGAUGCUGCGCGUCUGACGGCGAAGAAUGGCACGCUGAAAGAGGAUGCCAGGAACUCAGGCCUUUACCACGCCUACUCUGAUGACAAUAUCUAUGAGGACAUUGUUUGUGACGUGACGAGAGAUAAUCCCUAUGAGGAUGUCAAGCUGUCUCCGAUGUGUCUCCCUAUUUCACGACCUCAGCUCCCAAAGCUGCCUCCUAAACCCCAAACACUACAAGGAUAUGCUGGAAAAGUCGAUAAGAAGAAAUUCCAAACCAUGACACCAUCCAAAUCUACGACCCUGGCAGAAACUCCUAAACCAGCUACAGCCAGACAUCUAAGCACUCAGAAAACACAGAGGCUGCCUCAGUACGUCAACAAGAUUGAGACCAUCUUUGACGACAAGCGAGGGAGGAAGAGAGUAAGGAACCAGGGAUUUUCAGUGCGAGAGGAGACCAGCGGGACGGAGAGCGAUCCUGAGGACAACAGAAAAGCAGGCUCCAGAAGAUCAGUUUACAAACAGUCUACACUGAAACGUCGACCAGGCUACCGCACCCUGGAGAGAGAUCUGAUCCAGCUGCAGCAGCAGCAGCUCUUCCAGAUCUUUGUGGUCGUGUCGCUGAGAAAAGGCUCCACGGGAAACACCUACUCCCCUGAAAUCACACAGCAGUUCCCCAAAAUGUUUGAAAAGUCAUCCCGUCUUUCCAGAGAGGCAGAAGACCAGCUGAAGGUUAUUCCUAAAUUCUGCUUCCCUGACUCACAGGACUGGAAGCCUUCUGCACACAUGCCAAGUGAGACUUUUUCCUUCGUCCUGACUGGAGAAGACGGCAGCCGCUGGUUUUGUUACUGCCGUAAGAUUCUGCCCAGUGGAAAAGGGAAGAGGCUCCCCGAGGUGCACUGCAUUGUCAGCAAACUGGGCUGUUUCAACCUGUUUGCCAAGAUUUUGGAGGAGGUGGAGAGGAGGCGGGAGAUUUCUCCAGCGCUGGUUUAUCCGUUUAUGCGUAGCGUGAUGGAGGCCCCGUUCCCAGCCCCUGGACGCACAGUCACCGUGAAGAGCUUCCUCCCCGGCUCAGGGAAUGAGGUUUUGACUUUAUGUCGGCCAGUGGACUCCAGACUGGAACAUGUGGACUUUGACAGUUUGCUGCAGUGUCUCAGCGUCGGGAAACUCCUGCAGGUUUUCGCCUCCAUUCUGCUAGAGAGGAGGGUCAUCUUUGUCGCUGACAAACUCAGUGUGUUGUCUCGGUGUGCCCAUGCAGUGCUGGCGCUGCUCUACCCCUUCACCUGGCAGCACACCUUUAUACCUGUACUACCAGCCAGCAUGCUGGAUAUUAGCUGCUCCCCCACCCCGUUCCUCAUUGGGGUGCUGGCACAGUGUCUACCAGAGGUGCUAGAGCUGCCCAUCGAAGAGGUGCUCAUAGUGGAUCUGUGUGCAGACAAGUUUGUCAUUCAGCUUGGUGAUGAAGACUGCAUCCUGCCCAGUAAACUACAGGCAGCGCUGCAGCAGAUCCUGGAGGAGAGAGAAGAAAUCUUAAGACAAGAGGAUGGAGACAGAAGUGGAGGUCAGCAGGCUGACUUGAGCUCUCUGGUGUCGGAGGGUUUCGUGCGGUUCUUUGUGGAGCUGGUGGGUCACUAUCCUCUCCACAUGGUCGAGUCUUCAAACGGGAGCAGGGAGCUGCAGCGUGACAGCUUCCGCAAAUCUCACCCAUCCCGGGGAGUUCGUCAGUUCCUGCAGCUCUUCAUGGAAACUCAGAUGUUUGCAGGAUUCAUUCAGGACAAAGAGCUUCGCAAGGGAGGAGGAAGAGGUCUGUUUGAGUUCAGAGUGGCCGAGUAUCUGGAUGCAGACCCUGAGCCAGAGCCGAGUGGAGUGAACAAGUUUCUUAAAGGACUGGGAAACAAGAUGAAGCUCCUACAAAUUAAGUGAAAAUCCCUGCAGCUCUAAAAGGAAAUACUUUGUGAUUAAAAACAGAACACCUGCUGCUGCUGGAGGAUCUGAAGGAGUGAAUGUGAGUAAGAUUCCUGCAUCCUGAUGUGAGCAGACCAGGAUGAGUUUGGAUCUUAGAGGACUGUGGUCAUCUCAUAGUUGUGUUUGCAAGUUUGAAAGCAGUGCACUUCUUAAUGGAGCAGAACUGGAAAAGAUUUUCCAUCAUUGUUUAACGAAGCCUCAAGAACGAAUCUGCAAAAGUAAAGACAUUCAUGAACCUCAGCCUGAUCAACGUGUGGAUGGACAUUCUUCUCAUUGUGUAUUAACAUGUUUACAUACUGUACAUGACUUUAGGUUUAGAUUUACUAAACAAUAUGUGCAUUUUAGUGAAAAUGCAACCUUUCCACAUUUCAAACUUGUAAAUAUUUUUAUAAAUAAUGUGCAUGGAUCCAACCUGAUGCAUGUUGAUUCUUUACAUUUUAAUGUAAAUUCCACUUUAUGUUGCAUUCCCCUGCACAAUCUGUAAAAAUACAUUGUUUACUAUUUUCUUAAACCUAUCCAGAGUGUUAAACUCUGGGUUAAGUGUAAAAGAAAAUUUACAUUUUGAGAAAAUUAAGUAAUCUCUUCUGUCAGUGACUUUUUUGUUAACUGGAGUUGUAAAUAUGAUUUUAUGUUUUGCACAGUUGAGAACCAGUGUACAGUAUUUGGAGUAUUUUUGUACUAAAGCAUGAUGUGUCAUACAUGUGCUACUUUAUAAAUAAAUUGGUUCCUGGGAGCAGAAUUUAAUGAGUCAAUUAAGUUAUUUAAACUCAAAUUGCUUAAACACAGCUCCAUACCUUGAGUCGCUUAAAGAAAGUACACGAAUUGUUAAAUUAAGACGGGAAACAGAGGUCAUCAGGACAGUUUCACAGCAACAAUGGGAAGAAAUUUCCAACCACUACUGGAACAUAAGCAGCUUGCCAUCAUGGAGAGAAAUUUCUUGGAAAAAUGGGAUGUGCUAUUUCUGUACUUCUGUGCAAAAGAA